Molecule: messenger RNA, 585 nt
Organism: Besnoitia besnoiti
Lineage: Eukaryota; Apicomplexa; Conoidasida; Eucoccidiorida; Sarcocystidae
Product: putative cytochrome C oxidase subunit IIb
Exons: 1
Coding region: 1-585 (194 amino acids)
Biological process (GO): ATP synthesis coupled electron transport
Cellular component (GO): membrane
Molecular function (GO): cytochrome-c oxidase activity; copper ion binding
Source: RefSeq, a predicted model, not a curated record
AUGGAUGUUUUCCGGUCCUUCUGGAACCGCCGGGGUGCAGCAGCGCCCGGCAACAAAGCCACCAACUCGGGUCGUCCCGCCGAAUGCCGUGCGACGAGAGACGGGAAAUCGUCAGUUUUGUUGCAGUCUUUGAAGGAUUCUUCACAGCAAAAUGUGGGGGCAAAGCUCCAGAACGUGUCAGCGACGGAGUACGUGACUCCGCAGAAGUACCUGGAUGACCCGGAGAAGAUCCCGACAUACUACGUGUUCCAGUCAAACAUGGUGACAGAUGAAGAUUUGUUGCCUGGAAUGUUGAGAAACCUGGAAGUCGACAAGCGUCUGACGCUGCCAACUCGUACACACAUUCGUUUCCUCAUCACCGCCACAGAUGUCAUUCACUCGUGGGCUAUCCCUGCAUUAGGCAUCAAGGCCGACGCCAUUCCGGGCAGGCUGCAGCGUGUCAACACGUUCAUUCAGCGUGAAGGUGUCUUCUAUGGCCAGUGCUCCGAGCUCUGCGGAGCUCUUCAUGGCUUCAUGCCCAUCGUCAUUGAAGCUGUAAGCCCUGAAACUUACGCUGCCCAUGCAAAGAAGUGGUACAAGGAUUAA